Messenger RNA from Zymoseptoria tritici IPO323, 552 nucleotides. RefSeq lists its product as uncharacterized. Lineage: Eukaryota; Fungi; Ascomycota; Dothideomycetes; Mycosphaerellales; Mycosphaerellaceae. The transcript has a single exon. Bases 1 to 552 code for a protein of 183 amino acids. The record is from RefSeq and is a predicted model, not a curated record.
AUGCGCACCACCUUCGCCACCUUCGGCCUCGCCGCCCUCGCCGCUGCCCAAGUCCCAGAAAGCUACUCCGGCUCUUUCCCACCCACCUCCGCAGCCGCCCCAGCUACCUCCGCCCCAGCCACAGCAGGAGGCGACGUCCUGACCCUCAGCUACGGACCCGCCUCCUCGAGCAUGGCAUCCAUGUCAUCCGCCAUGUCCGCCAUGUCAUCCCCCGCCGUCUCCGGCUCCGCCAGCGUCGACCCCAUUCUGACUUCCGUCUCUGUCCCCGCGAUGAUGAACGGCACCACGACCACGAUCCCUUGCUCCGCUGCCGCUUGCACCGACACGGCCGCCACUGAUGCGCCUGUCGCUCCGGUCACGACGAAGAGUGCUUGUCCUCCGAAGAACGGCACUGCGCCUGCUGCUACUGCGCCGGCUACGGAUGCGCCGACUGGUUCUGGACCGGCUGCUACUCCUAGUGGUGGGGAUGAUGCUCCGGUCUACACCGGCGCUGCCGUCAAGGCUGGAGUUAGUGGACUGUUGCUCUUUGGCGCUGCUAUGUUCUGCGCUUAG